This is a messenger RNA of Clonostachys rhizophaga, 837 nucleotides long. Lineage: Eukaryota; Fungi; Ascomycota; Sordariomycetes; Hypocreales; Bionectriaceae. The record is from the annotation of a GenBank genome assembly.
AUGUUCCGAUUUAUUAUCACUCCUCUUCUUGCUAUUGGUGUUGCUAGUGCCUGGGAGUCCCCUAUUUAUCCUGGCUACACAAAGGUCUGGCAGGAUACUUUCUCUGGUUCAUUUGGCAUGCAGCCUAACCUGAGCGACUGGGACAUCGUCACCGGCGAUCUAGGUGUCAAUAAUGAACUCCAGGUCUACACUAGCUCAAGUGCAAAUAUCCAGGUCAGCGGGGGUGAGACCCUGCAGCUAGUACCGUGGAAAGAUUCCUCCCAGUUGAAAGGAUGGACAUCGGGCCGCAUUGAGAGCCGGUAUAACCUCACGCCUGCUAAUGGCAAGAUUACUCGUAUUGAGGCCUUCAUUAUGUUUGGUGAAAACUUACCAGUCAAUAAGCAAGGUAUGUGGCCUGCCUUUUGGAUGCUGGGGAACAGCAUCCGUUGGGGGGUGAGCUGGCCUCAGUGUGGAGAGAUUGAUGUCAUGGAAGCCAUUAAUGGUAUCCUGACUGGCCAUGGUACUGUCCACUGCGACACUUGCUCUGGGGGAAUCACUGGUACCACAAAGAUUCCAGAUCAAGCUUGGCACCUUUGGCGUGUGGAGAUUGAUAGACGUGAGCCAAACUACCAGCAUGAAGCCAUUAUAUGGUAUUUAGAUGAAAAUCAGUUCCACAAGGUCACUGGUUCUCACCUUGGGAGCCCUGAUGCCUGGGCAGCUCUCACUCAAAGCCCUCUAUUCAUCAUCUUUAAUGUCGCUGUUGGGGGAGACUGGCCGGGAUACCCAAAGAGUAACACUUUGGAUGGUUAUGGCUCCCGCAUGGAAGUUGCCUACGUGGCGCAUUAUACGUCUAUUUAA